CACAACGAUCAAACAACAUGUUCAUAGAAUUAAUCUUGGGAGUAAUAGGCUUUCUACUAGUCUGGGAUUAUUUGAGUAAAAAACAUCGUAAUGAUGUUUUUGCCAAAGCGAAAAUACAAGGACCAAAGACAUUGCCUAUAUUGGGUAAUUCCUUGGACAUAAAACAUGUUAAUACAGAAAAUAUGAUUGAUUUUGUGCAACAGUGUAAAGAGAAAUAUGGCAAAAUCUAUCGGAUUUGGGUGCUGCAUCAAGUGAGUGUUUUUGUUUUGGAUGUGAAAUAUUUGGAAGUGAUUUUGGGCAGCCAACAAAUGAUUAAGAAGAGUCGUUUAUAUGAUUUUAUUGUGGGCUGGUUGGGGCGUGGCUUACUUAUGAGUUGGGGCAAGAAAUGGCAUUCCAGGCGUAAGAUUAUUACACCCACCUUUCAUUUCAAAAUCCUGGAGCAGUUUGUGGAGAUUUUCGAUCAGCAGAGCAGUGUUAUGGUGAAUAAAUUAUAUGAGAAGGCUGAUGGCAAGACAGAGAUCGAUAUAUUUCCGGUGGUGUGCUUGUGUGCCCUGGAUAUUAUAACGGAAACUGCCAUGGGCGUAAAAGUUAAUGCCCAAGAGAAGUCAGGUCUGGAAUAUGUGCAGGCCAUAGCCAAUAUGUCCAGAAUUUCGGCCAAUCGUGUGUUUAGUCCUCUACAAAGAACUGAUUUUCUGUUUCGUUUAACCGCUCCCAAAUUGUUUAAAGAAACUCAACGCUGUAUUUCCAAACUGCAUAAAUUCACCAUAGAUGUUAUAGAACAGCGGCGCUCGGCACUGGAACAAUCCAUUAAAAAUGGCAGUCUUAAAAAAGAAACUGAAGAUUCUGAUUUAAAUACCAAAAAACGCAUGGCCUUAUUAGAUGUUUUAUUGCAGUCCACGAUUAAUGGCACCGCUUUGACCAAUGAGGACAUACGCGAAGAAGUUGAUACCUUUAUGUUUGAGGGUCAUGAUACCACUACUAGCGGCAUAGCAUUUGCUCUUUAUUUGAUUGCCCGUCAUCCCGAGGUGCAAGAGAAAUUGUUGGAGGAAAUCAAACAUGUUUUGGGCACCGACAAGUACAAACCAGUGGCUUUUAGGGACUUGCAAGAUUUGAAAUAUAUGGAAUUGGUGAUCAAAGAAACCUUAAGAUUAUAUCCCUCGGUACCGGUUAUAGGCAGAGAAAUAACCGAGGAUACAGUAGUGGGUGAUGUCGUCAUACCCGCCAAUACCAGUGUUAACAUCAAUCUUUUCGCUGUUAUGCGCGAUUCGGAUUAUUUUGAUGAACCCAAUGCCUUUAAACCCGAACGUUUCUCUGAUGAUUGCAACCAGAAAGUCAAUCCUUUUGCCUACACCCCCUUUUCGGCUGGGCCACGCAAUUGUAUUGGCCAAAAGUUUGCCACCAUGGAAAUGAAGAGUACCAUAUCGAAAAUGUUGCGCCAUUUUGAAUUGUUACCCUUGGGUCCCGAUGCUAAGCCUAUAAUUAAUCUUAUUUUACGUUCAUCGACCGGUGUUCAUAUUGGUCUUAGACCAAGAGUUUUAUAGAUGAUAUUUUUUUUUAGAGAUUUAUGGACUUAAAUCUAGUGAUUUUUUUUAUUAGUUUGUAUUUGUAAAUAAAUUAUAUAGUUUUUAGUUUAAAGAAAA
This is a messenger RNA of Calliphora vicina (urban bluebottle blowfly), 1640 nucleotides long. Its product is annotated as cytochrome P450 4d2-like. The coding region runs from base 18 to 1541 and encodes 507 amino acids. The record is from RefSeq and is a predicted model, not a curated record. The transcript has 6 exons. Gene Ontology annotation, molecular function: heme binding; monooxygenase activity; iron ion binding. NCBI's taxonomy places the organism in Eukaryota, Metazoa, Arthropoda, Insecta, Diptera, Calliphoridae.